Molecule: messenger RNA, 1072 nt
Organism: Papaver somniferum (opium poppy)
Lineage: Eukaryota; Viridiplantae; Streptophyta; Magnoliopsida; Ranunculales; Papaveraceae
Exons: 4
Coding region: 179-538 (119 amino acids)
Source: RefSeq, a predicted model, not a curated record
CAUCCCUUCUGACAACACCGUACUCAAAAUCCAUUUCGUACUCAUUUAUCGUAUCAAGAGAUUUUGUUUCUAUAUUUUGAACUAAAAUUCCAAAUGAGACACAAUACCAAAUCGCUUCUUAGCCGAAACACCAACUCCACUUUGUUCACCGGCUUAGCACCCAACCAUUACUGAGACCAUGGACCACCAGUUUAUGUUCGUCUGUUGCUUAUUAACAAACCUCAGUAACCCAUGCAACCACCAGUUAACCUCGCAUCACCCAGCUUCCAUUUUAGCCAUUAACUCCUCCUCGAGAAGAAACACGCAAACAUCUGCAAUCGCUGUUACAAAUACAACAACCACCACCACGACAACACCUUAUUUCUAUUUUUGUUUUUCUCCUCAAUCCCAAGCACUCAUUGCGGAGUGGCUUCACACGGACUCAAAAAGAACAAUUGUAGGAGUGGAUAUGGACCUUGAGAAACUUGAAUGGAGCUUAAGGAAUAAUGUUGAUUCAAAUGGGUUCUUUAAUGUUCUACAUGCAGAGCUUUACCAAUAAGGCUUCAACUAGGGAUGUAAUGAAACUUAAGGAUGCUAGGAUGGAGGAUAUGCUCCACCGUAGAACAAGGGAUAAGCCUCCACUAUUCUCUGGAAGCAGCAACGCAAGAUUCUCCUUACAUUUUCAUACAGCUGGAGACUGUAAGUUUUUCCUUCAUUUCUACCUUAUGUAUUUACAUUUCCCUUUAGGCCUGUUAAGCUAUCUAGUAGUGUGAACCUAACUCUCUUGCUGGCUUGCUGCAUUUUUAACUUUUUUGGAUUUCGAUUGAUUGUUGUGAAGUAAUUCACUGAGGCGCGAUGGUUGAUUUUUGUCCUGAUUAGAUUACUCUUUUUGUUCUUAAUUGGUUGAAAUUACUUUAAUAGAUUGCUGUAAGAUUAUUCAUUCGAUUGUAAUUAUUCCAUUGAUCCUGAAAAGAAAAUGUUGAUUCAUAAUGCAUAAAGGAUGAAUCGGCUGAGUGAUCAAGUUACAUUUUGGCAUGGGGUACGAAUCCAAUUAGUUGAGAAUAAGGUUGCAUUUGUGAGACUCCCACGAACC